Molecule: messenger RNA, 1757 nt
Organism: Ceraceosorus guamensis
Lineage: Eukaryota; Fungi; Basidiomycota; Exobasidiomycetes; Ceraceosorales; Ceraceosoraceae
Exons: 4
Coding region: 227-1651 (474 amino acids)
Biological process (GO): lipid metabolic process
Molecular function (GO): oxidoreductase activity
Source: RefSeq, a predicted model, not a curated record
GGUCACCAUAGGAGCGGUCGACACAGGAGUUUUAGGUGUGGACGCGCACCUUCGGACACGGUCCCCUAAUUACGCAGCACAUAUAAGAUCGCAGCGUCUUUCGCUCCCUCGAUCCGUCUCUCACCUCGCAGAUUCACUUACACACACACACACACACGCACACGCGCGCAUACACACACACCUGUGUCUCACACAUUCCUUGACGCGUCGACUCAAGCACAGCACCAUGACGUCCAAAGUCUCCUCGGGCUCUAUGGACUACUCCCAUCGACCGCACAAGCCGCACCCGAGGGACGAAGAUCUGUACGAAUAUGUGCUUCCCGAUCUCACCAUAAAGCAGGUUCUUGAUGCCAUCCCGGCUCACUGCAAGACCGUCUCCACGUACGAAGGCAUCAAGAUGUGGAUUCGAGACUGGCUGAUGGCAUACGCUGCCUACAGAGCGUUCGUCUUUCUCGACGCAGCCUUGGCCAGCACUUCGGCCUCCUCCCUCCCUACCAAAGUACUAGCGGGCACACUCCUUCUCUCCGUCAGGAUCUUCUAUGCUCUUCUACAAGGCACCAUUGGCUCGGGCAUUUGGUUCGUCGCUCAUGAAGCCGGUCACCGUACCUUGACCACCUCAAAGACGAUAAACGAGAUCUGUGGCUUCAUCAAUCACAGCUCUAUGCUCAUACCUUACUGGGCAUGGAGAAUCGUGCACGCUAAUCACCACGCCAACACUGGGCACAUUCACAAGGACGAAAACUAUAUUCCCCGUACUCGCCAAGAAAAGGGACUCAAGCCUUUGCGACCUGCACCCGUCGACGAGUUCUCACCUCCACUGACUCCUACAAGCGCUGAUCGAGCCUCGCUUUCGGAAGAUGAGCAUGACGGCAGCUCCUCGCAUUCCUCCUCCGUCACUGCCGCGGAGGACAUUCAAAUUCAUCACGCCAUAAAGGAGCCGAGUCUCGGCGAAUGGCUUGCGGAAUACGCCGAGGAUGCUCCCAUCUUCAAUUUUGUAAACAUCUUUAUAAUGGAAGUCUUCGGCAUGCCCCUCAGCCUGAUUAUCAACUUCGGUGGUCAGAGAAAGUACCCGUAUGGCACCAGCUACUUUUUGCCUUCGUCUCAGCUGUUUAAAGAGAAGCACAGGCACCUGAUCAUCCUUAGCAACCUCGGCGUUGCUGGCAUGCUCGCAAUUUUGGCGAAUUGGAUUCGGAUCAGCGGCUGGAGCCACGUCUGGUGGGCUUAUUUCAUGCCUUUCCUCGUGACGAACUUCAUCGUCGUCAUGCUCACCUACCUGCAGCACAUAGAUCCAGAAGUGCCUCACUUGAGCGAAGAGGUCUGGACAUUCUCUCGCGGCGCUCUCUGCACGGUCGACCAGUCCUUCUGCGGUCCGAUUGGUGAUUGGUUCACGCACAACCUGUCCCGUUAUCACGUCGUGCACCACCUCUGCAGCACAAAGAUCCCUGCACACCAUCUGGCAGAGGCGACGGAAGCGGUCAUUCCUCUGCUUGGCAGACACUACAGGUUCAGACCAGAGAAGAACCAGCUCAAGACGCUCUGGCAGAAUGUGGCAGCCUGCAAGACGAUUGCCAACAAAACGGAUCCCGUCAUCUUCAACCUCGAUGCAAACGGUCACGCCCGGGCCUUCCACGCCAAGUCGAAAGCAGACUAGGUCUCGCAGUGACAGUUGGCUCGCUCGUCUUCUCGCUGUGCUAUACAUUCCGACGCGCUUCCACUCUCCUUGACCUUGUCAGAAGACUGCAGUCUCUGAACCUUGC